GACUUGAAAGCACAUAUACACACAAACAUGUCAGCCAGCUAAGACACCAUAAAUGAUUAAAAUCUGGUUGGGGAUUGUCAGCUUGUACCUGUUACGAACCUUUGUUUCACUAACCCUUUUUUAAAAUGAUUAUUCCGUCUUAGUUUUCCUUGUUCACUGUACAUGCUGUUAUCUUUCUCUCUUCAAGGUCUUUGGUGUCAUCUGUAUAAAAUAUAGCAGUCUAAUGUAACACAGUGUUUCUAGACAGUUUAGACUUUGGUCUUUUGAAAACCCAACCCAUGCUUACAUAUGAAAGGGCAGUAUACAUCCUGGAAGAAAAACAUGUCCAAGCUUGCCUCUUUCUAAAAUCAAUGUAUCAUUGGAAACAUUAUCAGUUGUUUCCUGUAAUGAAAGGGAAAGCAAACACUUCACAAGCAUAUCCCCCCGAUUUUUUUUAAAGGGAUUCCGACUGUUAUGCAUUAAGUUUAUUUGUCACUUAUUUCUGUUUUUCAAGGUCUCGUAUCCUCCAACCAUCCCACUUUGAGGGGAACCAUCCUGAUUAAACUUCUGCUAUCCCAUUUUUUUCAGCUGCCUUUGAAAUAUCCCUGUUUCUCUCAUCUCCUCCCACUUUUCUCUUUGUCCAUGGCUUGCUUCUGUUGCUGCAAACUGAGUUCAAAGUGCUACUCUCAGAGUGUGAAAUUGUGCAUCAAGGCAUAUUAGAAGUGCUGGGUGUCACUUCUGGUUGCCAUUUUCAGCUGAUUUGGGCUGUUUUUGUGUGUGUGCAGUUUGGAAGUGUGAUGGAAUCCCUGUCCAGAAUGAUCCCACAGUUGUGAUGCUUGGGCAUCAGGGAGACCAUUACUGGAGAAGUUACCGUGUUGAUCUGUGGAUUCAAUAUGAUAAGAUAUGCAUACUAUUAUUCAGGAAUAGGCGCUGCUGUUCUUAUUGCUGCCUAUGCACACGUUGCAUGUUGGACGCUUGCAGCUGGCCACCAGGUCAAGCGAAUUAGACUGAAUUUUUUCCAUGCUAUCAUGCGACAAGAAAUUGGGUGGUUUGAUAUCAAUGAUAUUGGGGAACUAAAUACUCGCCUUAUAGAUGAUGUCUCCAAAAUCAAUGAAGGAAUUGGUGAUAAGAUUGCAAUGCUAAUCCAAGGAGUAUCUUCAUUUCUAGCAGGAUUUGUAAUUGGGUUCAUUAAAGGAUGGAAACUGACUCUUGUAAUACUUGCCAUCAGUCCUGUUCUGGGACUCUCAGCUGCAGCCUGGGCAAAGGUCCUUACUGCUUUCACCAACAAGGAGCUUGCUGCAUAUGCCAAAGCUGGAUCAGUUGCUGAGGAGGUUCUCACAGCAAUUAGGACAGUGAUUGCCUUUGGAGGGGAGAAAAAAGAAAUUCAGAGGUAUCAUAAAAAUUUAGAAGAGGCUAAAAACAUAGGAAUAAAAAAGGCUAUUACGGCCAACAUUUCCAUAGGAAUUGCUUUCUUGUUGAUAUAUGCAUCAUAUGCAUUGGCUUUCUGGUAUGGAACUACUUUGAUACUUGAUGAAGGAUACAGUAUUGGGGAAGUCCUUACAGUCUUCUUUGCUGUCCUAAUUGGAGCAUUUAGCAUUGGGCAGGUGUCUCCAAACUUAGAAGCAUUUGCUAUUGCCAGAGGAGCUGCUUAUGCAAUUUUCAAUAUCAUAGACAACGAACCUCAGAUUGACAGCUUUUCAGAAACUGGCUACAAACCUGACCAACUGAAAGGAAAUCUGGAUUUCCGAAAUGUUUAUUUCAAUUAUCCAUCAAGGCCAGAUGUCCAGGUAUUAAAAGGGUUGAAUCUGAAGGUUAACAGUGGCCAGACAGUAGCCCUGGUAGGCAGCAGUGGCUGUGGGAAAAGCACAACAGUCCAGCUGAUACAGAGAUUUUAUGAUCCCCUGGAAGGCAUGGUUACCAUUGAUGGACAGGAUAUUAAGACUCUAAAUUUGAGGUAUCUUAGGGAAAUUAUAGGUGUGGUGAACCAAGAACCUGUGCUGUUUGCUACCACCAUUGCAGAAAAUAUUCGAUAUGGCCGUGAAGAUGUCACCAUGGAAGAGAUGGAAAAAGCUGUCAAAGAAGCUAAUGCCUAUGACUUCAUCAUGAAAUUGCCCAAUAAGUAUGAAACUGUGGUUGGAGAGAGGGGAGCACAGCUAAGUGGAGGACAAAAGCAAAGGAUAGCAAUUGCCCGAGCUCUUGUUCGGAAUCCCAAGAUUCUCUUGCUGGAUGAGGCAACGUCAGCAUUGGAUACUGAAAGUGAAGCGGUUGUUCAAUCAGCAUUGGACAAGGCAAGGGAAGGUCGUACAACAAUUGUGAUAGCCCAUCGCUUGUCUACAGUCCGAAAUGCAGAUGUGAUAGCUGCUUUUGAAGAUGGUGUCAUCACAGAGCAAGGAUCUCAUAAUGAACUUAUGAAAAGGAAAGGAGUUUAUUUCAAAUUGGUUAAUAUGCAGUCUAUUGAAACUGAGGUUCAUUCGGAGAAGCCUGAUGAAAAGGAUCCCAGUUUCUCAAAAAAAUCACUGGAAGAAGCUUCUAAAAAUGCCAUCUCAAAUGGACUGAGAAGACGUUCAACUCACAGGAGCUUCAAAAAUCCAGAAGCACAGGAUGAAGACCUUGAAGUCCAAACCAUUCAGCCUGAUGGAAAUUUGCCCCCUGUUUCAUUUCUGAAGAUUAUGAAGCUUAAUAUAUCUGAAUGGCCUUACUUUUUAGUGGGAACAUGUGCUGCAAUUGUCAAUGGAGCUUUGCAGCCUGCAUUUUCAAUCAUUUUCUCAGAAAUCAUAGGGAUUUUUGCAUUACAAGAUCCAAACGAGACAAGACAAAAGAGCAAUUUGUAUUCAUUGCUCUUCUUAGGACUCGGAGUCGUUUCCUUUGUAACAUUUUUUCUUCAGGGUUUCACUUUUGGCAAAGCUGGAGAGGUCCUUACAAUGAAGCUUCGUUACAUGGGAUUCAAAGCAAUGCUUAGACAGGAUAUUGGUUGGUUUGAUGACCCUAAAAACAGUACUGGAGCCUUGACUACUCGUCUUGCUCAUGAUGCUUCUGAAGUAAAAGGGGCUACUGGAGCCAGGCUAGCGAUGAUUGCCCAAAAUCUGGCUAACCUCGGGACAGGGAUUAUUAUAUCAUUUGUGUAUGGCUGGCAGUUGACCCUCUUAAUCUUGGCUGUUGUGCCAAUCAUUGCUAUAGGAGGGCUCAUUGAAAUGAGAAUGUUGGCUGGACAUGCCAAGAAAGAUAAGAAGGAGCUUGAAAAUGCAGGGAAGAUUGCAACAGAAGCAAUAGGAAAUAUCCGAACUGUUGUCUCCCUUACUCAGGAAAGAAAAUUUGAAUUCAUGUAUGGACAAAAUUUGCUAGUACCAUACAGAAAUUCUAUUAAGAAAGCACACAUUCAUGGACUCACCUUUGGCCUUUCCCAAGCAAUAAUGUAUUUUACCUAUGCGGGUUGUUUUCGGUUUGGUGCCUGGCUUGUGGCAAAUGGUUACAUGAACUUUAAGGAUGUUUUCUUGGUAUUCUCCUGUAUUGUCUUUGGUGCCAUGGCACUAGGACAGACAUCUUCCUUUACACCAGACUAUGCUAAAGCCAAGAUAUCUGCUGCUCAUAUGUUUGCACUGUUUGAAAGAGUACCCUUAAUAGAUAAUUACAAUGAGGCGGGAAUGAAACCUGAAAGAUUUGAUGGUAAUACAGCAUUUAAAAAAGUGGCCUUCAACUAUCCCACCCGACCAGAUGUUUCAGUGCUCAAAGGGCUGAGUGUUGCUGUAGAGAAAGGACAAACAUUGGCUCUUGUGGGAAGCAGUGGCUGCGGGAAGAGUACAUUGGUCCAGCUGCUUGAAAGAUUUUAUGACCCUCUCAGUGGAGAAGUGCUAGUAGAUAGCCAAAAUGCAAAUGAGUUAAAUAUCCAGUGGCUGAGGUCCCAGAUUGGGAUUGUCUCUCAAGAACCAGUCCUGUUUGACUGCAGUAUCGCUGAGAAUAUUGCUUAUGGUGAUAACAGCAGAGAGGUGCCAUUUGAAGAAAUCGUUGAAGUGGCUAAAGCAGCCAACAUACACUCCUUCAUUGACUCUUUACCAGACAAAUACAACACUUCUGUUGGUGACAAAGGGACUCAGCUUUCUGGGGGCCAAAAACAACGCAUUGCUAUUGCUCGUGCUCUUAUCCGUCAGCCUAGAAUACUUCUACUGGAUGAAGCUACCUCUGCACUUGAUACAGAAAGUGAAAAGAUUGUCCAGGAGGCUCUAGAUAAAGCCAGACAAGGACGUACCUGCAUUGUAAUAGCUCACCGCUUAUCUACAGUGCAGAAUGCUGACAGUAUAGCAGUGAUCCAGAAUGGCAAAGUCACAGAACAAGGAACACACCAGCAACUACUGGCUGCAAAAGGAAUUUAUUACUCUCUAGUCAAUGUUCAGGCAGGAUCAGCUACUGUAUAAAUAUGCCGUGUGGAAUUAAUUUUUAGAGAAGGCAGUAGCAAAAGAUAUUCCUUAUACCAUCUCCAGCUUAAGCAAAACAAACUGGCAGUGGUAAUGGACUGAAUUCCAUAAGGAUUAUUGAAAUGACAUUUCUCUGGAGAUUUUUUCUCAGCUGAGGACAGCACACUGUACUUUGGAAAGUUAUGCUUGUGUGUGUGUGUGUGUGAGAGAGAGAGAGAUCACUCCAAGGACUUUGUGUCCAAAACAGCAACAAAACAUAUGUAAAUGUUGGAGAAAGAAGUCCACUUUGUUUUCUAAAUGGUUCAAUGACCAAAAAUCACAAGCAGUUUCAAUAUUUGAUUAGAUACAUCUAGUUCCUGGAAACCAGGUGUGCUGGAGGAAGAGACACAAGUCACUAUUAUUCUGGAUUGCCAAAGGAACAUGUUUCAAAAACAUUUCGGUUGUCAAUACUUGUCAAACUUGCUGAAAAGUUCCUUAACACGGGCAAUUUUGACAAUGGUUGGGGAUGGCGCACUGCAGAUGUUGAAUUGGAACUUCCAUCAUCCUCGAUAAUAGCACUGCUAGUUAGGCUGAGAUGAGUAACAUUCCCAACAUUUGAUGGGCUGCAAUUGACAACCCUUGUUUUAAAGAAAACGUGUUUGAGAUGAGGGCCUCCAUAAGACUUAGCUAGCUGUUGUGGUGCUUUAAACAGCAAAACAGUGUUAACCACCUGGAAGAAAAGUGUGUAUUAUCUGAACAUUUUUCUGAAGCUAUUAUACAAAAUGCAUUCCACCAAAAAAUAUAUUGUUAAAUUUUAUUUUCAACUGAAGAGUAAAUGUUAAUAUUUGGAAUGUAUUUAUUUUUUUAAAAAGUUAUGUCUUUUUAUAAGCAAUUAUAUUUAGCAUUAGAUGAAAAAUGUAGGCUUUAAGUGGUAUUGUUUUUCUCUGCUGAACUAGUGCAAGCACAGUUUAGCAGUUGACAUGGUGUACAAUAUCUGAAACAAAUGGUUAACCUUAUACCCAGUACUUCUCAAAUGUUAAUAUGCUGCCCACCCAUGUUAAAAUCUCAAGGGGGAUACACAUUCAUAAUUUGAUCUCCCAUCCUAACACAACCUCAGUUUCUUUAAAGAGUUUAUGCACUACUAUAAUAUAAACUAAGCUGACAUAAAAUAGUUUAGUGUAAUGCUUGUCAGCUAGUCAGGAGCGAGGGAAACUCGGAUCACAGCAUAAGCAUUUUCACCAUUCAUGGUCUCCAGAUUAUAGAUGCCACUGCAAAGAGAGCCCUAACCACAGACCAUGAUUGCUGGAGUCCUAUAAUGUUUCGGAAGCAAACAUAUAUAGAAAAAAACUGUGCAUGUUUUAUUUAAAAAACAGUUCAGAAAAGGUUAAAGAAAUAGUGGAUUGCACUUCUCUGCAAGACACAUGCAGCCUUGCACAAGUAUAGAUUCAACAUCUAUAUAGAACCUUUCUAUUAGGAUACACCAUUGUAACUGGUGAGAAGAGUAGGAUACCAACAUAUUAGCAGACUAUACAUCUCUAUUUAUUUUCUCAGUUGUAAGUGUAUAUAUAACAAAAAAGAAUACUCAUGCAUCUCAGGUUAUUUGCAAGACCUUCCCCAUUAGAAGAUCAAGUCUCCAGCUCACUCUUCCUUGGCCUGCUUUUAUUUUAGGUCUCUCUUGCAGCUGAACUCCUGAACUAUGUUUUGAUCAAAUGAUAGUUAGGUUAAAGCAUAAUACAAUAAUUACACUAUGUCUCAAAAUCAACAGAAGGAACAGGAAUGAUUUAGGGUUUACAAAGAAUAGAGGCCACAAUUCUACUGGGCUACUUUGUUGUGUUUGAGUAACAAGUAAUGACUCCCAACCUGAAUUUGCAACCUACUUAAUGGGCAUCAGUCACACCAAGAGAAAGAAGUCCAUUCUGUGAUUAGUGGGGUGCAGGUGGAUGCAGUUUGCACCUUAUUUCUGCCAAUGAGUGAGGUAGCAAAAGAAGUGUGACAGUGUUCCUCCUGAUUGUCGCAGCCUCACUUGCAGAGUGGAAACAUCAUCCACUCAUGCCUUGCUCACCAGCAAAAUGAACCUCCUUCUCUGACUGCAGCUUAUGCCCAGUAAAGUAGGAGCCACAAUUGUGAUUAUGUAGGGAUCUUUAGUAUGGAUCAGUUACAGAUGUGUAAUCACAACAUGAGAUACUGAAUUCUUCUCAUUGUUCUGAAUUAUUUGUAAGCUGUUUUAGCUAGGUGUGUAUGCAAGGAGUUACAAGUGGCUUAAAUAAAAUGAAAUACUAUAUAUUGUAUAUACUCAUGUAUAAGUCCAGAAAUUUUAGUUGAAAAUCAACUCAAAAAACCCAGGCUGACUUAUCCACAGGUCAAUUAAGUACCAUACCUUAACUCUUAUCCAAAAGGAAUCAUCACCUACUCUGAAUGGAAUGGUGAAAGGCAAGAACUUAGUCCAUUCCAGGAAAACCUAAAAGAAGCACCAACCAACUCUGCUGCAGUGUUGCUUCUAUCCUUUUUGGAAUCCCUGGUUGGGGAAAUAUCACCAUGCUUUGGCAUCAUUUUUCUUUAUUCCAUCCUUUGUUACAUGCCCCUAAGUUUCACCCUUGACUUAUACGUGGGUUAUAUCAAAUUCUAUAAUUUUGUUCCCCAAACCUGCCCUAGACUUAUACAUGAGGUCAACUUAUAGUCAAACAUAUAUGGCAGGUUCAUGGAAGCGAGUGAGUCAUCUCCAAAGUAUCCCCUUACAACAGAGGAAUGCCUGUAUGUAAAAAUGAAUUCAACACUUACUGGUUUUGAGGCAGCUUUAUUUCAGAGAGAAGAAAUUACACAACUGAUAACACAAAAUCCUCUCCCCAUGUGCCAAGGAAAUCUGACAUCCUGAGAAUCUUGUUAGAUUAUACACAUUAAGCAUCAUUGUCAAAUAAUAGCUCCUCAUCACCAAAAUAUUUUUUCCAGAAUUUCAAGUAUGAUUUCAGUUUCUGUUCUUUGUUUGGAAUGGAAAAAUAAAAUUUAAAACAAGUUUCUUAA
Molecule: messenger RNA, 7385 nt
Organism: Sceloporus undulatus (fence lizard)
Lineage: Eukaryota; Metazoa; Chordata; Lepidosauria; Squamata; Phrynosomatidae
Gene: ABCB1
Product: ATP binding cassette subfamily B member 1
Exons: 24
Coding region: 873-4388 (1171 amino acids)
Biological process (GO): transmembrane transport
Cellular component (GO): membrane
Molecular function (GO): ABC-type transporter activity; ATP hydrolysis activity; ATP binding
Source: RefSeq, a predicted model, not a curated record